AUUCUUUGUGAUGUUAUAUAAGAUUUGUUACGAUAAGAUCGAGUUUCUUCAUUGCCACAACAAGCCCUAUCAACGGGCUGUGAUUUAGCACGGCACUGGUCCGGAAGAAUUUAAACUUGUUUUUGUUAUUCAUUCUACAAUAAAUUCACGGAAUGUAAAUUGUGAACAAUUGAUCGAACUAGCUCUGAAUAGAAUAUAUUAAGUAAACUGAAUCAGCUAGUCGGACCGCAGUCACAAUAUAGGCUAAAAACGCACAACAAAGCCUUCUUGUUCAUUAUCUGAAUUAAUCGCAUUCGUAAAUGGAUAUCAAAAAAAAUAUUUUAAUUUCGCUGAUAAGUAAACCCGGAAUUAUUAAAUGGCGUUAAUCGGAUUGCAGAUCUUUUUUAAAUCUCUCAUCUUUGCAGUUUAACAAUUGAAUAACAUUAAAUGACAAUAUUGAAAUAUAAUCUCGCUCUUGAGAAUAGAGGUAUCUGAUUCUACACGUCAUUAAUGAAAUAGCAGUGACAGUAAAUGAACACAUUGGAGUAUCCAUGUCACAGAUUUGAUUCCCAACUCCCUGGGAUUGUGAAUGUGUGAGGAAGACAUGUUUAUGGUGUGAAUACUAUCAAUUGAGAGGAACAAGGCAUGAUAUUGCAGGCGACCGUUCAGUUAUAAGAGCAAUGCUGACUUUUGACUCUAAAACUGUGUUCCUCAUACCGUUUAUCAUUGACUUCCUUUCUGACUUUGUCGUGGCAAAAACCAAGAACUUGGUAGCUAAUGAAACCAUUCAGUUCAUAACCUCGCCUAAUUACCCACAAUUCUACGGAAGUUCUAAUUCGAUGACGUGGAUGAUCUCGGCCAGUGGCUCCAUCUAUAAUCCUUCCGUCUACAUCCGGGUCACGGACAGUGACCUUCAGCCGUCCUUGGCCUGCUACAAUGACGUCGUCUCUGUUUACGACGGUAUCAGCAGCCUGUACCCCGAGCUAGCCUCGUGGUGUGGGUCAGGCUACCCAACCUCCACCCUCAACUCCAAGUUUAGCACCCUCAUGAUCUCCUUCUCCUCUGAUGACUCAGACAAUAACUACAGAGGAUUCAAGAUAGCGUAUUGGGCCAAAACAAACGAUGAUGUGAAGUACGUGACCCGCCCCUUCACUGCGCUGAACUACACCCUGCUGGGGGUGGGCGGGGCCAUCAUCCUUACGAUCGUCCUCUCCCUGUGCGCGAUCAUCGGCAUCAGAAACCGGGACAAGAUCUCCAGUCUCUUCAUCAACGAAGAUGUCUAGAUAGGAUCGCCAGUCUAUUCACCGACGAGGAUAUCUCUAGUAGAGGCAGUCUAUUCUUAAACAAGAUCGCCAGUCUCUUCAUCAAUGAUAAUGAUGUCUGAACAAGAUAGCCAAUCUAUUCAUCAUUGAUGAAUUCUAGAGGCGAUCGUCAGUGUAUACAUUAAUGAUGAUGUCUAGACGACAAGCUUAUUGUAAAAAGAUCGUCAGUCUAUUCAUCAACGAGGAUGUCUAGACAGGAUCUCCAUUCUCUUCACUAAAGAGGAUGUCUAGACAGGAUCUCCAUUCUCUUCACUAAAGAGAAUGUCUAGACAGGAUCUCCAUUCUCUUCACUAAAGAGAAUGUCUAGACAGGAUCUCCAUUCUCUUAACUAUAGAGGAUGUCUAGACAGGAUCUCCAUUCUCUUCACUAUAGAGGAUGUCUAGACAAGAUGCCGGACUAUUCAUCAAUGAUGAAUUCUAGACACAAUGUCAAGUCUUAACAUAAAUGGUUUUGUCUAGACAGGAUCGCCAUAAACGAAGAGUGCUAGUCCAUUAUAUAUGAUAAUCGCUCUAUCUGCCGUAUUCUCUUUUGAGAAGUGGACAGGCAUAGCCUACGAUGUAGGCUAUGCCUGUCCACUUCUCAAAAUGUGGAUGUAGGCUAUGCCUGUCCACUUUUCAAAAGAGAAUAUGUCUGCCGGAGCAAUGCAAUACUGUAGCUACACAAAGUCACAAACUCAAUAGCAUAAACAGAAAUUAUAUACAUGUAUACUGUGCAAAUGGCCUGCAGUUGAUAUCAUUGAAAUACUAGUAUUGUGUGGUAACUGGAAUGUGUAAGAAAAUGUUUUUGGUUGUGAUAUUUAUUUAAGAUGGUUUUUUUUUAAUGGUAUUGGAUAGUUGUAUAUUUUCAUUUUUUAUACCUUAAUUUCAUUUUAUUUGUUUGUGUAAAAAAAACCCAGUUAUUCUUUUGGUACAUUCUCUUCAUUUCUCAGAGAGAGAGAGAGAGAGAGAGAGAGAGAGAGAGAGAGAGAGAGAGAGAGAGAGAGAGAGAGAGAGAGAGAGAGAUUUGUUUUGACCUAAAUAUACGUAUAUUUUUAAUCCAGAACUGUUACAUAAAUAUAAAUAAAUAGUAUAUACCGUACAUAAUACCGGUAUGCUGCUAUAAAAAAAUAUUUGCAUUAUCGAUAAAUAACAAUCAUGUACAUGCAUUAUCAAUAAUUUUAUCAAUACUAUUGAUCUAUUGGACCCAUCUUGCAAUAUAUAUACAAUACAUACCUUGUGAGAGGGCAUCAAAGUUUGACAAUCAAGGUACUGAGAGUAGUAACUAUGUGGACUGCUCAUUUCAUUAAGGAUAAGUGACGUAGAACAGCCACUUUAAGACUAACACUUGGUAAUCUUUUAUCAGAUCGAGUAUAAAAUCCGGCAGAAAUUGAAUGGCCUUUGUGCUAUUAAUAAUCACUAUCAACCCGACAAAAUAUCAGACACAUCGCAUCUGUGUUAUGUUUUACAAUAGACCUAAAGUUCAGGGUAUUACAGGCACUUCAUUAUUACAUCAUAAAAGCAUUCCAAUGUACCAAGGGUGUAACAUAAACUACUAGUUAUAAAUUUACUGUAUAGUAUAUGAACAACUUUAUUUAUCAUCCCCCCUCUCUGCUGCAGGAUUACAAUAUCUGGCAAAUUGUGACGUUUUUCGAGUUGCUACUAGUGUAGAGGUCAUAAAACCACACAAAACUUUUCCAGGA
This is a messenger RNA of Magallana angulata, 2979 nucleotides long. Its product is annotated as embryonic protein UVS.2-like. Bases 660 to 1262 code for a protein of 200 amino acids. The record is from RefSeq and is a predicted model, not a curated record. Gene Ontology annotation, molecular function: serine-type endopeptidase activity. The transcript has 5 exons. NCBI's taxonomy places the organism in Eukaryota, Metazoa, Mollusca, Bivalvia, Ostreida, Ostreidae.